Messenger RNA from Gongylonema pulchrum, 414 nucleotides. Lineage: Eukaryota; Metazoa; Nematoda; Chromadorea; Rhabditida; Gongylonematidae. The record is from the annotation of a GenBank genome assembly.
UACAUGGCAAUAACACAAAUGCAGCCGACAGAUGCCCGAAAAAUGGUGCCAUGUUUUGACGAGCCCGGAUUUAAAGCAAUAUGGAAUGUAACAGUGAUACAUCCACAAGGUACAUCAGCACUCAGCAACGGUAUUGAGCUGAAAACCACAAAAUAUAGUGAUAAUCCAGACUGGUACUGCACAACAUUCGAGGAAACCUUGCCGAUGUCAUCAUAUUUGCUAGCAAUUGCUGUCACUGACUUUUUUUUUGUCGAAGGAAGAACUAAAGGCGGUAUUCGAUUUCGGAUAUGGUCUAGAAAGGAGGCAUUUGAUCAAACGAGAUAUGCCCUUGAACUUGGUAUCAAAGCUAUUGAAUUCUUUGAAAAUUACUACGGUAUUGCAUUCCCACUGGAAAAGCAAGGUUUUUGCUAUUAA